AUGUACGCAUUUCGUCUGAACAUUGUCCUCGGCACCCUUCUUCCACUUGCGGCACCGGAGCUUUCCCCUCGGGGACUUAAUGAUCCGGCUAUCGCAUACUUAGACCAAAUGUGCCAGCCAAAUGUCUACAACGCAGACCACAACAGUAGUGGACCCAUCGACAUUCUCUCUGCGGUAGAAAACUCCCCAUUCCCGUGCGAGCAGUCGAUACAUAUACUAGCAAUUUGUUCUGCCAAUGGCACCUCAGAGAUCGACUUCCUCGCGGAACAGCAAUGUCUCUGCACUGGCUCAUUUUGGGAGGCUCAAGAGACUUGUGAUGCCUGUUUUUCUGUGCAUGGCCUCCACAUAUAUUCUCCGGAGGAAGUAGCAUCUAACCGAUCUUCGCUCAAAACGGCUGAAUGUAGUCCGACCCCCCCUUUCCAGCCGUAUUCAGACCUCUUAAGAACCGUUGACAUCGCCUCCGUUCGUCUCGCGCCCAAUAUCACGCUUACCAAUGACAAAUUUCCGAAUAACACCGCGGUCAGUAAUUAUUAUACGUUAACGUCCAGCUUCACACCGGGAACGAUCACCGGAAGUGCUACGGCAAGAUUGACAUCCUGGGAUGGGGUAUUGUAUACGCCUACCAGCGUUCCUCCGAAUCAUGGAACUGGCACUACGGGGAGUGAGAGUUCUUCAGCUGCAAUUACCUCAUCUAGAAGUACUGCCGCUGUAUCUUCAAGCGGGAGUCAGUCGUCAAAUGGGGCGCCAAGACAGGAUGUCAAGGUUGCUGGAGGGUUAUUGGCCGGACUACUUGGCGUAGCUGCUAUGCUAUAA
This is a messenger RNA of Lachnellula hyalina, 813 nucleotides long. RefSeq lists its product as uncharacterized. Lineage: Eukaryota; Fungi; Ascomycota; Leotiomycetes; Helotiales; Lachnaceae. The coding region runs from base 1 to 813 and encodes 270 amino acids. The record is from RefSeq and is a predicted model, not a curated record. The transcript has a single exon.